Messenger RNA from Rotaria sp. Silwood2, 372 nucleotides. Lineage: Eukaryota; Metazoa; Rotifera; Eurotatoria; Philodinida; Philodinidae. The record is from the annotation of a GenBank genome assembly.
AUGACAUUUGAAGUGGUUAAAUCUUUUCAUGAUUUUAUGAUUGGUCGUGAUUAUAAUACAAAUCCAACACCAAUCACUGCUGCUGCCGAAGUACUUUAUGCAUUUGAUAUGGUUAUGCAAGGUACACAAAGUACAGCUGUGAUUGUCAUAGGUUCUUCAUCAACAGUAACUAUGUUUGCAUUGGUUUCAGCAGCAUUCUUAAGAAAUAUUCCUAUUCUCAAUAUUUAUAUAGAAAAUAAUAUUAUCGAUCAAAGAACAGCAGAAGUUAUAUUGACGAUGUCUUCGGUCACUGUUCGAACUUUUUCUAAUCGGAUAGUUGGGAACUCCGAAUAUCAACAGUUAAAUGAUCUUUUAGUUAAACUUUACAAAUAA